UACAUAAUAUCACAGAAUAUCUAUAUUGCUAUCCAUUCUUUCAGAAUGACAUCUAGAAAAAUACAUAGCAUUAAAUUAAAUAGUGGUUUUUAUAUGCCAGUUAUUGGCUAUGGUACAUUUAACUCAUUUAAGGCAAAUGAAGUACGGGAUGCAACACGUGUGGCUUUAGAACUUGGAUAUCGUCAUUUUGAUACAGCCUGGAUUUAUCAAACAGAAGAAGAACUUGGUGACGCCAUUACACCAAAAAUAAAAGACGGCUCAUUGAAAAGAUCCGAUUUGUUUCUAGCAACUAAGUUAUGGUUUACCCAUCUUCGUCCGGAGUCAGUGGAAGAAAUGUGUCGGGAAUCGUUAAAGUCACUACAAACAGAUUAUCUGGAUUUGUAUCUUAUACACUGGCCAUUUUCUGUCAAAGCAGGUAAAGAAAAAGGAGAUGAAUUUAAAACAAGAUUGCCUAACGACGAUGUUGAUUUUAUAGAUACAUGGAAGGCGAUGGAAGAACUGGUGAUUAAAGGAUUAGUUAAAACUAUCGGUGUUUCUAAUUUUAAUAUUCAACAAUUGAAACGACUUUUAGCUGCUGAUAAUCUUAGAUAUAAACCAGCAGUUAAUCAGGUUGAAGUUCAUCCAUAUUAUACUAACAAUGAAUUAUUAGAUUAUUGUAAACAAGAGAAUAUUGUGGUCACUGCCUACUCUCCACUAGGUAGAGGAGCUGCAGACAGUUCUGACCCAUACCAGCCAGCCAAUGUACUUGUCGAUAAAACUAUACAAAAAAUAGCAGCUAAAUAUAAUAAGACUGCGGCACAGGUAAUAUUAAGAUGGGGAGUUGAUCGAGGAUAUACAUUGGUACCAAAGAGUGUCACACCUGCUAGAAUUCAACAAAAUAUUGAGAUAUUUGAUUUCUCUUUGACUGAAGAAGAAGUUAAAACUAUCAGUAAUUUAAAUCAAGAUUAUAAAUGUAUUCACCAGGAACUAUACAGAGACCACCCCGAGUAUCCAUUCUAAAACUAUACUAUAAAGUAUUUUAUAUAUACUGUUUACUAUAUUCGAAAUAAUAGCAUACCAUAGCACCGCUGUCUGGGCACAAUUUCCCACAUAGUACAUUGUAUGACAUAUGCCCGUCUUCAUUAGACCAGUUGGUGCAAAAAAUUAGGACGUUAAACUCCAUUUCAUUUUAUAUGCAUAUAUUUGCCUAUAUUAUAUUUCUGUGGUAGAUGUGUGCUAUAUUUAAAUGUUUACUGAAUACUA
This is a messenger RNA of Patella vulgata (common limpet), 1242 nucleotides long. Its product is annotated as aldo-keto reductase family 1 member B1. NCBI's taxonomy places the organism in Eukaryota, Metazoa, Mollusca, Gastropoda, Patellidae. Gene Ontology annotation, cellular component: cytosol. The record is from RefSeq and is a predicted model, not a curated record. Gene Ontology annotation, molecular function: aldose reductase (NADPH) activity. The transcript is spliced from 10 exons. The coding region runs from base 46 to 999 and encodes 317 amino acids.